AUGAUCGGGCGCCCUGUCGCGUCCCGUGGUUUUUCCCAGGUGGUGGCCCUGCUGCUGGCGCACGGAGCCGAGCCCGGGCUGCGCAACGUGCGCGGCGAGAGCCCCCUGGACCUGGCCGCCCAGUACGGUCGGCUGGACAGCGUGGCGCUGCUGGUGGGCGCGCAGGCGCACUCGCUGCAGCGGCUCGCCACGGCGCACCACUCGCCGCUCCACCUGGCGGCGCGCAACGGACACCGGCAGGUGGUGCGCCUCCUCCUCGACCGGGGCUUCCCCGUCAACUGCCGCACGGACAACGGCACCGCCCUGCACGAGGCCGCCACCUUCGGCAAGCUGGACGUCGUCCGGCUCUUGCUCGACUACGGCGUAGACGUGGACCUCCGCGAUGCCCAGAACCGGAGGGCGACGGACGUUCUCGAAGAGCUCAACACGGGCAUCGCCAAGCAGGCGCGGGACAUGAUCCGAGGUGAGCGCGCCGCGCGAAGGCGCAUGCGCGUGCCUGCCAGCCGGGCCCUGGCGUCUGAUUGGCUGAUGUCAUGCGUGACUGCAUGUGCUUCCAAAAAGCACCAUACGUACUUCGCUGUUCGCACGUCUUGCGGUCCCGCGAAGACACGUGGACCAGAUUUAAAGUGCAUCCAUGUGGCCAUGGAGUCGUCUAGAUAACAGUUAUUAAGAAACAUGUUAAUGAAACGCAAGAAGGUGA
Messenger RNA from Dermacentor silvarum, 700 nucleotides. RefSeq names its product ankyrin repeat and sterile alpha motif domain-containing protein 1B. The coding region runs from base 1 to 660 and encodes 219 amino acids. Gene Ontology annotation, cellular component: cytosol. The record is from RefSeq and is a predicted model, not a curated record. The transcript is spliced from 2 exons. Gene Ontology annotation, molecular function: protein binding. Lineage: Eukaryota; Metazoa; Arthropoda; Arachnida; Ixodida; Ixodidae.